ACGUUACCUCUGUAUCAUUAGAAUAAAUAGUACAUACACUUAAUAGGUAAAAGGCAAGCGAUCUGGCUAAAUAAACUGUUGCACAUCCCUACACAGAAAUAAUGUCGAGGCCGCUGCAAAUUGUUCCGUUAACACUCCAUCAACAUUUCAUAUCUUAAAAUCAUCUAAGUGUAUGUCACCACAAUCUGUUCUACAUGGAUCCAAUUAAGUGAUCUAUAAAGCUGGAAUCUACAUUCUGAUUAAAGUAUAGUAGUUUUUUAUGAAAUCCUCACAAAAUUAUCCGAAAAAAGGCUUUCCUACCAUUUUUCUACCGUCUUUCGGCUUCUUUCGGCUUUUAUGGGUGGUCACUCAUGAAAUUAUUUCCUAACUGAUGCCUACUAAUGAAACCCAUUCUAAACUAAAAGGAAUCUUUCCAUAGUUGAAUACUCUUUCUAUCUUAAAAAAGUCGAUAUCUUAAGUCGAUUUCUGGAAUAAAUAGUUUCCUUUGAGGUGGCUCUACUUGUUUAUGAAAAUAUUGUCAAAAAGGUAUAAGUAGAUUUUUGAAAUAGACGGGCUCUAUGUGCGUAUGAAAGUCGUGAUAAAAUCAGUUCCAAAUACUACUCCGAACAAAAACACAACUAUCACAAUAUGUAGUAGGGUUGUGCUACUUUAGGGAAUUAUUUCGAAAUUAUGGUCGGACACUACAAUUUUAUUUGUUUAUAGAUACAUUAAACGGCUGUAUCUGAACUGACCAUCGCUUCACGUAAACAUUUCGAUCUUCGCCCGGCAACCGUCGAGUUAUUUUCAGCUGAAAAACUGCAGAGCAAUCCCAAUCUUAUCAUCUCAACAGAAGAGAUUAUAAUACUUUGCAUCAACAAUAGGAAUUUGGGGUAGAACAACGUUUUCGCAUCUAAAUACCCGAUUUACAGAAAUCUGCAUUUGAUGUCAGUUCUUUUUCUCGUUAAAACAUCUGAAGAACAAAUUUAAACUUUUGUGUGUUGAUAAUAAGCUUUAUAAUAUAAAACUCGUGGUUUUGGCGCAAAAAUACAAUACAUUAGUCAUGUCUCGACUCUCGUCACUAGAGUUAGUGACGUCAAUAUUUAAAUAUACUCGCAGUUACUCGUGACUAUGUCCCCGCAAAAUUUCUGUUUUCCGUUUCCCGCGGUAUACAGUCGAAUAGAACCCGAAAGUCGUAUUUUCUGCUAUAUUUUCAAAGUUUCGUGUUAAGCACCUAAAUUGUAAAGAAUUUCGGUAGCUGAAAACUAUCCUUCUCAUAUUUCGCUUAAUAAAACAACUUUAGAUAUAUCAUCAUCGUCAGCCUUAGUAUAAUGAUAAACUGCUGAGCAUAGACUUCUUCUGUCAUUGAAAUGGUAGAUAGAGUGCUUAGAUACACCACGGUGCUCUAAUGCGGUUUGGUGGGCUAUAACGAUUAGAAUCAUGUUAGUAGUAAUUAUAAAAUCAUGAUUUCCAACUUGGAGGUUAUACUGAGAUUUUUGAAACAGAAAAAUCCAAAACCUGGGCAUUUGGAGGUGAUACUGAGAUAAAAAAAAACAAUAUCUAUGCACUCUUGGUUUGACCUGGAAAUCUACUACUGAGGUACUCCUGAAUCGUGAUCCGUUGUCGAACAUGCUCAGCAUUGGAAGGUUAAAGUAGAAACGAAGGAUACGAACAGUAAUAAUCCCAAACUUACAUCUAAAAGUGAAAAGUGUUAUAUAAUAGAUAAGUGACGGAACAGUCAAAAUGAUGACAAUAAGUGAAAGCCAGUUCUCUUCCAACAAGAGGUCCAGCAUCCACAAGAUCAACGACCGCGUGGUGCACAGGGACAGCUUCGAUGACAUCAAAAGCUCCUCCAGCGUCAACAGCGCCCUCAUCACCAAAAGAGGGUUCAAACCCUCCGACAUGUUUGACCCUAAAAAAAAAGAGUUCUUGACCAACCUCAGCUAUAAGCUUUUCCCUGUAAGUUGGAACGAUGCUGAUUUGUCCGGAAUCGAACUGCCCCCACCGGAGUACAUUCUUGAAGACUUGGAAAACAAACCGAUCAUCGUGGAUGACAAAGAGGUUGACCUGAACAAGAUCUUCACACCGGCGCCGGAUGCUGAAGAGCAUAUCAUCAAAAAAGAUAGAAAAUUUGAAAAAACGUUCGCGUCAUCAGCGUUCUACGUCCCCGGCGUCCACCCCACGGUUCGGGAGCAGAUGGACUUGGCGAGAUCCAUCUCCAAGUCACUAUCAGACUCCAGCAACCACAUGAGCAAGGGGCAAAGCAUGUACGUCAAUAGGAAGAAGCGUUCAGUCAAAUGGGUGCACGAAGGACGAGGUCGCAACACAUCAAACCAAUGCACAUCCGCCACUCCAGUCGCCAAUCACGACACGCCAUACCGCCCGCCAUCUAGUCUCCGAAACCAGAAAACGUUCCCAAAGUCCGCGCUAAAACACACUUCAAACAUACCGAAAAUGGAACCAUUUCCUGUUACACCUCCAACCAGACAAGUUCAAAAUGUCGAAGUACCUGUAUCUUUGGCGCCAACAAAAUUAAACGAUGUCUAUGCUUCGCCAAAAAGCCCGCGUCUAUCUAUAGUCUGUGGUCCGAAUUUCAACGUUGCGCCGCGCGGUUGGGGUGAAAUGAAGGAUUACUACAGACCUGUUACACUAGAUGGCGUUGGUAACGCUAAAUCUAAUUACACAGAUUAUUAACCUUAUUCGAGUACACAAUCCAUAGAUAAUAUUAAGUCAAUAACAUAAAUUUAAUCGCUACCCAUACUCUUCAAACUCCGGUGUAAAUAGAACGUAAUGCAGGCAUAUUUUAGUGUGGAUGUUGGAUAAACAAUGACUUGCACUGUACUUAAAAUAAAAACAGAAAUAUUUCACUUUCCGUUAAUAAAUGGGUAAAAUCAUUUAUGUUUAUGAACUACCAGCGCGAUCAAUUUACGCCCAAUGCUUCACUUUUUUCCCUAUAAUUAAUCAAAGUACAAAGGUUGGUAAGGUGGGUUCUAUUUUAGCCCUUUAGUCUGAUUUUUUUUUUUAUUCUUUAUUAAUUCAGGACUUUUCUUAACAUUAAGAAUGUCAGUCCCAUCGUUCCCUUUACCAAAAUUAAUACUUCACCAUCAGUAGUUCCCACUACUAAAAUCUUAACUUAAAAUCUAAUAGCAUUCUGGCUACCUCUGAAUAAGGUGCCGUCGGAGAUAGAUACUUUGCCAAAUCCCCACAUCAUGAAGAUUUAUUUUAAAUUUACAUAUUUAUUGGUCCCUUAUUGCUCUAUUCCGAACACACUCCCCCAACAAAUUCAAGACAUCUUCGUCUAUAUUACAAUUUUCACUCUUAGGUGAACCGAUUUAGUCUGUAUAAAAAUCUAUUAUGUACUAUAAUUUAGGAAAAAGAGCUUAUUGUCUAUGUUUAUUCACAGGAUAAUAAGUUAGGAUUACAUGCGGUUUGACAUAUAUCUCUUAUCUUUUUAAUUCCUCGGGCUUAAUGUUAAUUAUUUUACUGCAACUAAGUUUGUUAUUUCACUAAGUUUACUAUGUAAGUAUAAAUUAAAUGAAAUUUUAACAAUACUGAUUAGGUAUUUACGUAAAUUCGAAAUUAUUCGCCUAGUUUUACGUAGAGUAAAACU
Pararge aegeria (speckled wood butterfly) is the source of this 3586-nucleotide messenger RNA. RefSeq lists its product as uncharacterized. The transcript is spliced from 6 exons. NCBI's taxonomy places the organism in Eukaryota, Metazoa, Arthropoda, Insecta, Lepidoptera, Nymphalidae. The record is from RefSeq and is a predicted model, not a curated record. The coding region runs from base 1720 to 2670 and encodes 316 amino acids.